CCUCCGGCAGUAUAGCUGCUCACACACCAACCUGAAACACUUAUUCUGUAUGGAGUAAAGAGAGCACGGCAUCUCCCGUUGAUCAUGCAAGCGGCUUUCUUCUCACUCAUCCUGAUUGCCGUACAUGUGUCUGUACCGGCGGAUUUUGCACCGGAGCUCCGGGACCCAGAGCAACUUGUACGACGUCGGCAGAGCAGCUUCCACGCAGGAGCACGUGUGGAUGCGUCCGCUGGUACGGGACCUUUCUACUUGGAGCUGAGUGGAUCAAUGAGAAAAGGCAUUCAUAGACACUUUCUGGUUAUUUUGCCAGAAAGAAGAGAUAUGAGCAACUAUGUGUCAAUAUUUGAUUUGAGAAGAAAACGCUACCUCUGUGUGGACUCAAAGGGACAGCAAUACAACUCUAGGCAAAAGGGCCCAGAAGAUUGUCUCUUCCAGCACAUUUGGUUAGAUUUGGCGAACCACCAUGACGUGUUUUACUCUAUAAGUGGGGGCCGGCUGCUCAAAGUGGAGGGAGAAGAACCCUCCUCAGCCCUGGUCCAGAGCCUUCUGGGUCCUUUGGUGAAGAGACAGAGGAGGAGUGAGAGAGUGAACCCCUCUGAUCCAUUCAGGUCACAGUCCCAUCCUUCCCAUUCUGCCAAGCAUCACUGGGAUGCAGACGGCAGGCAGCGUGAACAGGACCAGGCCGGUGCUGUGUCCAAAGAGACCAUCACCUCCUGCGAUGACCCCCUCCGGGUCCUACAGUCCAACGGGCCCGUCAGUCCCGUCAAGACCAACAUUGCAGACCGAGCAGAACAAGACUAAGAUACCGAACUUGGGUUUAAUGAGAGUAAAAGUCAAGAGAGGGGGGAAAGUCUUUCCGUUUGUUCUGAAAACUCGUUUCAUGUUUGACUGCAUUAGUGGCAGUAGAGCUGGGCAAUAUGGAGAAAAUCAAAUGUCACAAUAUUUUUGACCAAAUACCUCAAUGUCGA
This is a messenger RNA of Perca flavescens (yellow perch), 968 nucleotides long. Its product is annotated as fibroblast growth factor 23. The transcript is spliced from 3 exons. The record is from RefSeq and is a predicted model, not a curated record. The coding region runs from base 85 to 801 and encodes 238 amino acids. NCBI's taxonomy places the organism in Eukaryota, Metazoa, Chordata, Actinopteri, Perciformes, Percidae.